AGGUAUUUGCAGCUCUUGCGACAGAAAACAACACUGCGGCGAUCGAGGAGGACGUGCUGUGCCUCCCGCCCUCUCGCUUCCUAUUCUAUUCUGUUUUCAUUUUUUAUUUUGCAUCCUUCACCCGCCUGGACGUUUCCCAGACGAAGCAAAGCAGUCCACUUCGCGAGGUUUAUAGUAACGCCGCCUUAUUUGGUUCCGCUAAAUAAACUUAAAGGAAAACCUACCCACCUAUAUAAACACCUAGUAAUAAUACUAUAUAUAUAUAUAUAUAUAUAUAUUGACCACAAGGAGUAUUCAGCGUCGCGCCAAUGCCACCGAAGAACGCAUCCGCCAAGAACAAGCAGCAGCAGCAGCAGCACGGCGGCAACGGCAGUAACAACACCAAGAAAGGCAAGGGAAGCAAGAAUGACAGUGAAGAGGACUUCGACGCGCUGCUCGCGGCUGCCGUGAAGGCCACCAAGAACGACGCGUCAAAGAACCACAGCGGCAACAGCAACGGUAGCAAACACGGAGGUGCGGGCGGCAGCGGCGGUGUCCCGAGCAACAAGAGCCUGGCGGCAGAUGAGCCCGUUGUGCCGAGCUCCGCGGACCACCCGGAGAACCCGUACCGUGCCGCCGUGGCGGGCUAUCCUCGGCAGACCUGGCCGGAGCCGACGGUGCCGGUGGCGCAGCAGUUCCCCGCUGGCCAGUUCCCGCCAGGCGAGAUCGUCGACCACCCGGGCGAGAUGAAUAACUUCCGUCACAGCAGCGAAGAAAAGCGAGCACUGGCGCGGGCGAGUGAGCAGCAGGUGCAGGAGAUGCGCGAGGCUGCGGAGGUGCACCGGCAGGUGCGUACGUGGGCCCAGAGCUGGAUCAAGCCCGGCCUCUCCCUCAUGCUCAUGACUGACCGGAUUGAGAAGAAGCUAAAUGAAUUGAUUGGAAAGGACGGCAUCCUGCGGGGGCAGGCGUUCCCAACCGGCUGCUCGCUUAACCACGUCGCGGCGCACUACACGCCCAACACGGGGGAUGAGAAGGUUGUGGUGGCGUACGACGAUGUGAUGAAGGUGGACUUCGGCACGCAGAUUAAUGGCCGCAUUAUUGACUGUGCGUGGACGGUGGCCUUCAACCCCAUGUACGACCCCCUCCUGCACGCCGUGAAGGAGGCGACGUACGAGGGGAUUAAGCAGGCCGGCAUCGACGUGCGACUGUGCGAUAUCGGGGCUGCGAUUGAGGAGGUGAUGGAGUCGCACGAGGUAGAGAUCAACGGCAAGGUGUACCCCGUGAAGAGCGUCCGCAACCUGUGCGGGCACAACAUCGGCCCCUACCAAAUCCACAGCGGAAAGAGCGUGCCGAUUGUGAAGGGUGGAGAGCAGACGAAGAUGGAGGAGGGCGAGGUCUUCGCGAUUGAGACCUUCGGCUCGACGGGUCGGGGCCUGGUGAGUGAGGACUUGGAGUGCUCGCAUUACAUGAUGGCCCCUGGCGCGGAGACGAUGCAGCUGCGCUCCGACAAGGCGCAGCAGCUGCUGAGGCACAUUCAUAAGUCGUACAGCACGCUCGCCUUCUGCCGCAAGUGGCUCGACCGCGACGGCUUCGAUCGCCACUUGAUGAACUUGAACCAGCUGGUGAAUGAGGGGGCCGUGAACAAGUACCCGCCCCUGUGUGAUGUGAAGGGCAGCUACACCGCGCAGUUUGAGCACACCAUCUUCCUCGGUCCGACCGCGAAGGAGAUUUUGUCGAAGGGGUCGGACUAUUAA
Messenger RNA from Leptomonas pyrrhocoris, 1733 nucleotides. Its product is annotated as putative methionine aminopeptidase 2. The record is from RefSeq and is a predicted model, not a curated record. The coding region runs from base 309 to 1733 and encodes 474 amino acids. The transcript has a single exon. Lineage: Eukaryota; Euglenozoa; Kinetoplastea; Trypanosomatida; Trypanosomatidae. Gene Ontology annotation, biological process: proteolysis. Gene Ontology annotation, molecular function: metalloaminopeptidase activity.